This is a messenger RNA of Spodoptera exigua (beet armyworm), 1416 nucleotides long. The record is from the annotation of a GenBank genome assembly. Lineage: Eukaryota; Metazoa; Arthropoda; Insecta; Lepidoptera; Noctuidae.
AUGUCACAGAUCACAGAUAUUAUCACUGUCCAUAAGAACGUGCAGGAAAGCUUGCUGAAGAAGAUGGGUGACAUAGAGGCUCAAAUCCAGUCAGCUGGAUCAUCGAAGGACACCGUGGCCAGGAUAGCUGAGGAGUUCCGCACCUUCCGGGAGCUGGUCUUCGAUAUGUUAAAGCUGCUGCGGAGCCAGGUCACAGAGUGCUGCAGAAAUAUAGAUGGCCUUGAAAUGCGAAACCGUCGCAAGGCUGUUGUAUUUCAAGGCAUCCCAGAGGAGGACAAGGAAGACUGCAGCCAGGUGAUGUUGCAGAUCAUUAAUGGCAAAUUGGGCCAGGAUUUCCCGGUGUCUGCACUUAAGGUGUGUCACCGACUUGGAGUGCAUAACAAAAGUCAUCAUAGGCCGAUCCUAGUGCGGUUCUCUAGUGUGGACUACAAGGCUUCGGUCUGGAGGGCAAAGACUCGACUGCAGGGCACCAAAAUCACGGUCAAGGAAUUCCUGACUAGGCCCAGACAGGAGGUAUUUGUUAGAGCUCGUCAGCAUUUCGGCAUGCGUGCUUGCUGGACUCAGGACGGCAACAUCUUCCUCAAGGCGUCUGACGGAAGCAAGCACAGAGUCGUUUGCAUGGAAGAACUUAGUCCUCUACUUGACAAAUAUCCCAGUCUGCAGAGUGUGUCGCAGAAGGCAGCCGGGGGCGGAGCAGGGGCACACACGAAUAACAAUAAGUGCGCGAACUCCGACGUUCGUUUGGGGUUUGAUUGGGCCUAUGGUAUCCUCACUCACAUGGCGAAGGACAACGUUGUGUAUACAUGGAACAUGGACUUCAACCGCAGCUUACUUGGCGCGGCCACCAUCCUGGUCCCGAAGACCACGGCCACACCAUCGUCCACCACCAUGCCAACGUGGGCACACAACUCCUGGGUGUGUCUCUUUACUGCCAUGUUAGCUGUUGCCAUUGGAGGGAAUGUCAUCGUCAUCUGGAUUGUGACAGCUCACCGACGGAUGCGGACAGUCACCAACUACUUUCUCGUCAAUCUUUCCUUCGCUGAUCUGAUGAUGGCUUCCCUAAAUUGUCUUUUCAACUUCAUCUACAUGUUACACAGGUCGGCAAAGAAGCAGGCGAUUUACCUGAUGUAUCUCUACGUUGUCGUCGUGGUGGGGCUUGAGGGCUUUGACCCUUGGUCUUAUAUCGGUCUAGUUCGCUUGGAUCGAGAUAGGGCUGGGGCGAAGAGUCCGACUAAACGAGAUACAACCCAAGCCAAGGUUGCAUACGCCGAGGGCUGCAUGGCUAAGGGGGUGCUUAGUCGCGAGUAUGCCAACUCUGGAGACCAGGGGACCUCCAGUUUUAAUUACCCUUGCCACAGUGAACGCAGGGCUCUGCUGUGGUCGACCUGUUUAGUCCCUAGCUACUCGUGGGAAUAA